Xenopus laevis (African clawed frog) is the source of this 2322-nucleotide messenger RNA. RefSeq names its product bone morphogenetic protein 5 L homeolog (gene bmp5.L). Bases 593 to 1942 code for a protein of 449 amino acids. Gene Ontology annotation, molecular function: cytokine activity; growth factor activity. Gene Ontology annotation, biological process: animal organ development; system development; epithelium development. Lineage: Eukaryota; Metazoa; Chordata; Amphibia; Anura; Pipidae. The record is from RefSeq and is a predicted model, not a curated record. The transcript is spliced from 7 exons. Gene Ontology annotation, cellular component: extracellular region.
CUACACAGAAGAGCAGCUUGCAAGCAGACGAAAAGGGGUUAAGCUUGCUUUUUCCUCCCCAGUUUCAGAUUACAAUGAGAAGACUCUUGUUUCCCAGCAGGGUCCUGCUUCCAUUCCACUACAUUCGCCUUCAGAUCUCCCUGGCAGUUUGCUCUAUGUUUGUGAUUGCGCAAAUAGGAUAGAGACUCUGCACAUUCAAUCAGCUUGAAUGCAUGUUACGAAGUAAUUCAGCUGUUCAGAGUGGGAUCCAUUUGCAGGGGGAGCAGGUACUAACGUUAUCAGGAAGGAUUAAGUUGCGGGUGUCAGUACAAUAAGACUUGAUGAAAUGUAGUAACACUGGACUCUCACUACAGGGGGUGCCCGGGAGAUGGGAAUGAGUGAAUCAUGGACAUUUGCCUGAAGGAGUCUUCUCAUAUGGGAUUUAUAUUGCACCACAGCAACUAUUGGAACCUUUAGAUGAGACUGUCUUAAAACAUGCCCUAGUCAGGACUGGCAUUGACCUACCAUAGAUUUGUUUCUACUGCUGACCUUAACGUGAGGACUAAGGGUUCAUUUGAAGGGAAGCUGUGAAGGACUCCCAUCCUUUGAGAAAAUGAUUGUGAACACCUAUCUCCUUAGGGUGCUCCUGGUGCUCUUCUGGAGUUGCCAUGUUGCGCACGCUUUGCCUGGAAACCAUGUCCAUUCCAGCUUCAUUUACAGAAGACUGCGGAACCAUGAAAGAAAGGAGAUCCAAAGGGAGAUCCUGUCUAUUUUGGGGUUACCCCACAGACCCAGACCAUUCUCCCCAGGGAAACAGGCCUCUUCUGCCCCCCUGUUUAUGCUGGACUUGUACAAUGCUAUGGCUAAGGAGGAUGACCAUGGCAUGUUGGGCUACACACUUAGUGGGGCAAUGAUGGAGAGUAGGGGGCUGAGAAAGGGCUAUCCUGUCCUUGCCAACGGUUAUUCGCGAAAAGCCCAGGCUUAUCGGAGCGCUCCACUUGCCACCCAGCGCCCACCUUUAGCCAGUCUGCAUGACUCCAACUUUCUCAACGAUGCGGACAUGGUCAUGAGCUUUGUUAACCUAGUUGAAAGAGACAAGGACUUUUCACACAAUCGAAGGCACUAUAAAGAAUUUCGUUUUGAUCUUACUCAAAUCCCACAUGGAGAAGCAGUGACAGCCGCUGAAUUCAGGAUUUACAAGGAUCGAAGCAACAAUCGUUUUGGGAAUGAAAGCCUUAAGAUUAGUAUUUAUCAGAUCAUCAAGGACUAUUCAAACAGAGAUGCCGAUCUCUUCUUGCUUGACACACAGAGAGUUCAGACAUAUGAUGUUGGAUGGCUUGUGUUUGAUAUUACUGUAACCAGUAACCAUUGGGUUAUCAACCCACAGAACAAUCUGGGGUUGCAACUAUGUGUUGAAACUAUUGAUGGUCGGAGUAUAAGCGUUAAGUCAGCUGGCCUCAUUGGAAGGCAUGGCCCCCAGUCGAAGCAACCUUUCUUGGUUGCCUUCUUCAAAGCAAGUGAAGUCCUGUUACGCUCAGUUAGAGCUACAAACACAAAAAAGAAAAAACAAGAAAGAAACAAAUCUUCAACUUCACAUGACGCCUCAAGGAUGCCAAGUAUUGGAGAUUAUAACACAAGUGAACAGAAGCAAGCAUGUAAAAAACACGAACUUUACGUCAGCUUUCGUGACUUGGGCUGGGAGGAUUGGAUAAUAGCUCCAGAAGGUUAUGCAGCCUUUUAUUGUGAUGGAGAAUGUUCGUUUCCACUUAAUGCUCAUAUGAAUGCCACAAACCAUGCUAUAGUGCAAACACUUGUCCACUUGAUGUUUCCAGAGCAUGUUCCCAAGCCGUGCUGUGCCCCUACAAAGUUAAAUGCUAUCUCUGUGUUGUAUUUUGAUGACAGCUCUAAUGUCAUAUUGAAGAAAUACAGAAAUAUGGUUGUGAGGUCAUGUGGUUGCCAUUAAGCUAUAUAAAGAUAAAUGAAUGGGUAUUUACACAUACUGCCACAAAAGGGAAAUGUCUGUGGUUUCAUACUUCACUACAUUAUACAUAUGUGUGUACAGUGUUAUGUAUAUAUUAGACUUUGUAAUUUAUUUUAAUACACAUAAAUGUUCAACGUAGACAGUAAUAGUUAUAUACUGUUGUCAUUGAUACUGUAAAAUGAUAAUUUAACUUGGUCAGGAUAAAAGAACUUCGUGUUAUUAGGACAAUAACAAACUGUUUUAUCCCAAUCUUUUUUCACGUAAUCUUUAAUUUUUAGACACUGUUGGUUAUGUUCCAUUUUUCAGUGCUGAGCAUCAGAUAGUAUUUAUUUAGAAAACAAUAUUAAAGAUUGAAACAAUGA